Coregonus clupeaformis (lake whitefish) is the source of this 11084-nucleotide messenger RNA. RefSeq names its product calmodulin-binding transcription activator 1-like. Lineage: Eukaryota; Metazoa; Chordata; Actinopteri; Salmoniformes; Salmonidae. Gene Ontology annotation, cellular component: nucleus. The transcript has 24 exons. The record is from RefSeq and is a predicted model, not a curated record. The coding region runs from base 38 to 5584 and encodes 1848 amino acids. Gene Ontology annotation, biological process: regulation of transcription by RNA polymerase II. Gene Ontology annotation, molecular function: double-stranded DNA binding; transcription coregulator activity; protein binding.
UCGUGAGGAGGAGGAGGAUGUUGCGCGCGAAGGGGAAAUGGCUGCCGAAAACAAGCCGGAAGGACUGAAGAAAAUUCGUAAUCCGGAUCGAAUGUACAGAUCAGCUGUGUGUUAUGCCGGCCAUGCUCCUCCUAAGAGUAUCAGUGAUGACACAGAGAUGAACAAUGAACAUGGACAUUUGAAAAUAUACCUGCCCAAAAAGCUGCUUGAAUGUCUACCAAAAUGCUUGUCGCUACCAAAGGAGAGACACAGAUGGAACACCAAUGAGGAAAUCGCAGCUUACUUGAUAACGUUUGAAAAGCAUGAGGAAUGGCUAACGACGUCCCCUAAAACAAGGCCACAGAAUGGCUCGAUGAUCUUGUACAACAGGAAGAAGGUGAAGUACAGAAAGGAUGGUUACUGCUGGAAGAAGAGGAAAGAUGGGAAGACCACGCGGGAGGAUCACAUGAAGCUCAAAGUCCAGGGAGUGGAGUGUCUGUAUGGCUGUUACGUCCACUCCUCCAUCAUCCCCACCUUCCACCGCAGGUGCUACUGGCUGCUCCAGAACCCUGACAUCGUGCUCGUCCACUACUUGAAUGUGCCGGCCAUAGAGGACUGUGGGAAACCAUGCGGGCCAAUCCUGUGCUCCAUCAACACAGACAAGAAGGAAUGGGCCAAGUGGACCAAGGAGGAGCUGAUUGGCCAGCUCAAGCCCAUGUUUCAUGGCAUCAAGUGGACUUGUAGCAACGGGAACAGCAGCUCUGGCUUCUCAGUGGAGCAGCUGGUGCAGCAGAUUCUGGACAGCCACCAAACCAAGCCACCUCCCCGGACCCACAACUGCCUCUGCACGGGCACCCUGGGUGCAGGGAGCAGCGUGCACCACAAGUGCAACAGCGCCAAACACCGCAUCAUCUCCCCCAAGGUGGACCCCCGUGGAGGCUACAGCAGUGGUCACUCUGAGGUCCAGAACAACGACGUGUCCGAGGGCAAGACCGAGCACAGCAGCCAUGGAGGAGGGGGAGGGGGAGGAGGGAAGAGCUCAGGGGGAGGAGGGGGCAGCGCCAGAGAGAAACGCAACGGCAAGGUCCACAAGCCUGUUCUCCUGCACCAGAACAGCACAGAGGUGUCCUCUACCAACCAGGUGGAGGUCCCUGACACCACCCAGAACUCCCCCGUGUCCAUCAGCAGCGGCCUGAACAGCGACCCAGACAUGGCUGACAGUCCUGUGGUGACGGGCAUGGGCCACGUAGCCUCCGUCAUGUCCGGCCUGUCCCAGAGUGUCUUCAUGUCCGAGGUGACCGGAGACCCAGUCUACAGCAUGUCCCCCACAGGGGGCCCCAACGCCCACCUCAUGGGCCCCGACGCAGCCUCCCAGGGCCUGGUGCUGUCCGGUGUGGUGGCAGACAGCCACAAGUUUGCCUUCCCUGGCGGAGGAGCUGGGGACGUUCCCGGGGGGACGGGGGGAGCAGACGGGCUGUCCAUGCUGUCUGCAGCCGGGGUGUCUGAGGAGCUGGUCCUGUCCAGCAGUCUGGAUGCCGGAGGCAUGAAGAUACCUGAGACCACCAUGAACUUCGACCCUGACUGCUUCCUCAACAACCCCAAGCAGGGCCAAACCUAUGGGGGCAGCAGGCUGAAGGGGGACGGCAGCUCCUCCUCCUCCUCCUCUUCCUCCAACGGCACCAAUGGCAGCAUGCAGCGCUCUCCCUCCAUGUCAGACUCUGGAUACAGCUUCAACUCUGCUCUGGUGAAGAACAUCAAGACGGAGGACAUGUCCUUCGAGCAGCAGCUGGCCACAGAGCAGGGUUACCAGGUGGGGGCGGUGGUGAGCUGUGGAGGAGGUGUGUCUGGUUCCUCUGGGGCUGGUUCAGCACAGGGCUCCCUCAGCCUGACCCCUGCAGGCUCUCUGCUGCCCUCUGGAGGAGGCCUGAGCCCCAGCACCACCCUGGAGCAGAUGGACUUCAGCGCCAUCGAUGCCAAGCAGGACUACUCGUCCGGGGCUGGGUCAGUGGGCUAUGGCCAGGCUAUGAACAGCCCCCACCUCUCACACCAGAGCCACUCGCCCAGCUUCUUCCUCCAGGACACUCAGCAGGCCGGCCAGGCCCAGCAGGGCAGGUCCUCCAUGGGCCAGAAGACUCAUCUGAUGGAGCACAACUCCCACGACUCCACAGCCUACAUGAGCCUGCAGGUGGUCAAGACGGACUCCCCUGGCAGCAACGGCCACCUCCACCACCACCACCAGAGCCACCAGGGCCAGCACAGGGCCAACUGCAAUGGGGGCUCCCCCACCGAGGGGCCAGGGCAGGGGCCUGGGUCUCUCCAGCUCCUGCAGUACCAGGGGGGCUUCCCUGGGCUGGGACCAGAGCAUGAGGAGGUAGUGGGUCUGGAGCAGCCAGGCAGCGUGAGCUCAGGCCAGGCCGGGGGAACAGAGAACGGAGAGGGUCUACUGAAGCCUGGGGAUCACCUCCAGGCCUGUGGAGGAGGCAACCUAGAGGGAGGAGGGGCAGAGCACUACCUCCAGCAGGCCAAUGACGGAGGAGGAAGUCAGGGAGGUGGAGGAGGAGGGGAAGGAGUGGCCAUGCGCAACGGAAAUGGCGUCAACAAUGACGGCAGCAACCGCUCCCAGCAGCAGCAGCAGCAGCUGCAGCCCCUCCUCCAGGGGGCUGGGAUGGUCCAGGGCCUCUACAACACUGUGGGCCCCCACCAGGGCCUGGGCGGAGCGGGCUCCAAUGGGGUAGCAGGAGGGGGAGGCAUGGAAAUCAGCCUUGACCACUUCGACAUUUCCUUCGGGAACCAGUUCUCUGACCUUAUCAAUGACUUCAUCUCUGUGGAUGGUAGUGGAGCCAACAUGACGGCCGGAGGAGCCCUCUACACACACCAGCUGGUGGGCAACCACGGCUCAGACGGCCAGGCCACGCCUAGCGGAGCUCCCCAGCAGGACCAGGAGGACGGAGGGGUAGGAGGGGCCCGGGGGGCAGGAUACAGCCCCUCAGAGCUUUGUCUCCAGCCCUGCUGCAGCCCCCAGUCUCUGGGUGGAGGGUCCGGGGCUGGGGGUGCAGGGGUGGAGCCAGGCUCCCUGGCCUACAUGCAUGUGGCGGAGGUUGUGUGUGCAGCCGUGGCCCAGGGGGCUCUGGGUAUGCUGCAGGCCACUGGGAGACUCUUCAUCGUCACUGACUACUCCCCCGAGUGGUCCUACCCUGAGGGAGGAGUGAAGGUGCUCAUCACUGGUCCAUGGCAGGAGACCAGCUCUAACUACAGCUGCCUGUUUGACCAGGUCGCUGUCCCUGCCUCUCUCAUCCAGCCCGGGGUGCUGCGCUGCUACUGCCCAGCUCAUGACACUGGGCUGGUGACGCUGCAGGUGACAGCCAGUAACCAGAUAAUCUCUAACUCUGUGGUGUUUGAGUACAAGGCCCGUGCCCUGCCCUCACUGCCUUCCUCACAACACGACUGGCUCUCACUGGACGAUAACCAGUUCAGAAUGUCCAUCCUGGAGCGCCUGGAGCAGAUGGAGAGACGGAUGGCAGAGAUGGCCUCCCAUCACCAGCAGAGCAGUGGAGGAGGUGCAGGGGCAGGAGGAGGAGCAGGGGGAGCAGGUGGUGGAGGAGGAGGAGGUGGUGGUGGUAACAACAGCCAGACACAGUGUGUGUCAGCGCAGGGUCAGGCGGGCAGCAGCUUUGAGAGCCGUGUGGUGGUGGUGUGUGAGAAGAUGAUGAACCGGGCCUGCUGGGCCAAGUCCAAACAGCUGAUCCACUCCAAGACCUUCAGGGGCAUGACCCUGCUUCACCUGGCUGCUGGGCAGGGCUACGCCACCCUCAUCCAGACACUCAUCAAGUGGCGCACCAAGCAUGCAGACAGUAUUGACCUGGAGCUGGAGGUGGACCCACUCAAUGUGGACCACUUCUCCUGCACCCCUCUGAUGUGGGCGUGUGCCCUGGGUCACCUGGAAGCGGCAGUGGUCCUGUAUAAGUGGGACCGGCGGGCCCUGGCCAUCCCUGACUCUCUGGGACGUCUGCCCCUGUCCAUCGCCCGCUCCCGUGGCCACACCAAGCUGGCCGAGUGUUUGGAGCAGCUGCAGAGAGAGGAACAGCAGCCUCCUGCACCCCUGCCCCCCACCACACGCAUAUCCUUCUCCCCCACCCCCCACGACGCACCCACCUCAGACAGCUGGAUGGUCACAUGGGCCAGCGACAGCGUUAUGGCGCCCGGCGGAAAGAAAGGCGGCGCCGCCACCAUGACCACCUCCACCACCACCAACCUCAACCCAGACUUGAGAAGGCCGCGAUCCGAGCCCUCCAACUACUACAGCAGUGAGUGCCAGCGAGACCUGCCCUUGGCCAAGAAACACAAGCCCAAUCCAGAGCUGUUCCAGGCCAGGCCCGACAAGGCCAGGUCUGUCCCACUGAGCCUGGAGCAACAGCAGCUCCACAAGCUGUCCUUCAGCCCCAAGACCCUGUCCCCUGAGGGCCUCAGCCCAGACAAGAGCCUCUCCAGUGGGGGAAGCGCUGGAGGAGCCGGGGGAGCCAAGUGGAGCUCUAGGGAGGGUUUCUCCAGCAGGGACUCAGGCAGGAAGGGUUCAGGGGGCUCUGGGGGCAGCAGCCUGGGGAAGGAGAAGCUGGCUAGCAGGCUAAGACAGAGGGAACAGCUGGGGAACAUGCUGGUGAUGGCUGAGAGAGAGAUGGUGGACACUGAGCUGUUCUCCUACAGAGAAGACCUGGAGAACCAGGACUGUAUGACGCAGAUGGACGACCUACAGGAGAACAUGAUGACUCUGGCAGAGCACAUCAUUGAGGCGACCCCAGAGAGGAUCAAGAGGGAGAACUUUGUGGCCCUGGACGGGGUGCCCCUGGACAGUACUGGGGUCAGCAACACCAUGAGCUGGUUGGCCAGUUACCUCGGAGACGUGGAGCAGCUUCCCAGCAUCAUACACCUACGAUCUCUGUACAGUGAGCCUCUGACUUUGUCCUCCAAUCCCAGCCUCAGCCCAGGGGGGUCUCCCCUGAGGGAGGGGCCCAUGGAGAGGCCUACCCUGCCCUCCCCGGCCGACUGGAGCGAGUUCAUCCAGGCCUCUAACAGCAAGGUGGAGAGAGACCUGGCCCAGCUCACCCUGUCCGACCCCGAGCAGAGGGAGCUGUACGAGGCCGCCCGUCUGGUCCAAACUGCCUUCCGCAAGUACAAGGGACGCCCAUUCAGAGAGCAACAGGAAGUAGCUUCGGCAGUCAUUCAGCGUUGUUACAAGAAAUACAAACAGCUAACAUGGAUAGCCUUGAAGUAUGCACUUUAUAAGAAGAUGACGCAGGCCGCCAUUCUUAUCCAGAGUAAGUUCCGCAGCUACCAUGAGCAGAAGAGGUUCCAGCAGAGCAGGCGGGCGGCCGUGCUGAUCCAGCAAUACUACCGCAGCUACAAGGAGUUUGGCAGGCUCAGGCCCCACCGCCGAGGAGCCGCCACCGCCCUGGUGCAACACAAACUCAGAAGUAGUCUGCUCACUAAGAGGCAGGAUCAGGCUGCCAGGAAGAUCAUGAGGUUUCUACGCCGCUGCCGCCACAGCCCCUUGAUGGACCAUAGACUGUUCAAGCGGAGUGAAGGAAUUGAAAAGGGCCAAGGAACAUGAGAACCUUCAGAAGAGCCCCCUCACAAUGUGACAUCACUCUCCUCCUGCCUCUUCUUUUCCUUUUCCCUUUAUACCCAAGACAUUUUACAAGAGAAGAAAAAAAAAACAGUUCAGUGAAAACACUGCGAUUAUUAUUACUACUACUAUGGCAGCGUGGCUGAUUCUACUUCUACUUCUAACAACAGCAUUUUUCACGUUUAUCUUUUACUUCCCUCUGACGAUGUUUAUGUUGGAGAGUGGCAACUUCUUCUGUAGAAUUAUAAACUAAGGGGAAGAAGCUCUGGGGGGCAGAACAUUUGCUUCAUGGCAUUCUUUGCACUUUUUCAUGGAUUUGCUUUGUCUUUUUGGGAGUAUCGGAGUGUAGGUAUAAGAGGGUAAAGGAAGAGGAAUGCUGGACAUGUCAGGAAAGGUCCCUGUGGAUCAAAGGAAGAGGAUAAGAUAGAGGACGCCUAGGAUGGAGGCAGAUGGCGGCCAGAACAUAAGGAAACAUGACAGAAGCAGAAACACAUUUGGGACUUGGCUCUAAUUGUAUUUCAUAUUUUUUUAAGUGACUGAUUAUUCCAUUUGAAGAAGAAAAAAAUGUCACUUAAUGAACCAAAAAUUCUCAGUAAUACAUUGAUCCAUUUGCACACAUACACUCCCUGUCGACAGUUAGAAGAAUACAUUCAGUAUAGUAACUCAAAAUAGAUCAAAAAGUCCCCUUCCUGUUACACUGUGCUCUACCCCGCCAGUCAGUCCAAAGGGGUGGGGUUAAAUAUGAAUGUAGGAGGGGUGUGAGCCGAAAUGGGUGGGGCUUAUUCAAAUAUUGGCUUAUUUUGUUAUCUAGGUUUGGGGGGAGGGGUUAUGUACUGUAAGGCAAGGGAUAGGGCGAUUCAAUGGAAUUACAAUUCUUAUUAUUUUUUAAAAAUAUUAUUAUUAUUCUCUUUUCUAUUCCUCUUUGCUUGAAUCUGUUUUGUGCUCAUGCCCAUGACCGAUUUACAACUGACUUGUCUCCUCACAAUUCAGUGUUGUCGAUUUUAUCAAAUAUGCAUGCCUAUGGGUGAAUGUCUUCACCUGCGUGCUGGAAGUUAGGUCUGUAUCCUCCGAUUUUCUAUGUUUUGCUUUUGUCUUCAUGUUCAAAACAACUGAGUGGCCCAUGUACCAACCUACUCUCCCUAUUGUCAUACCCUCUAGUUACUGAAAUUAUACCAACAUCGUCCUCUUCUUUUCUUUUUUUGUUGCCUUAUUUCAUUUGUUUACUCAGUAUUCUAAAAAGAAAGAAAACUUGCCUCUUUUGUGUUGUAAUGAUUACAGUCAUGAAGGUUAUUGUUGUUCUUUUUAAAUGAACUUCAGGGCCUGUGAGGGCUUUUGAGGGGAAGAUCACAUACAUUGCCUUGACGUCUUAGAGAUUCUUUGAGGGGUCCCUAAGCUAGUCCCAAAAUAGGGGUUAGACAAAUCCAUAUUUUUGACAAUUGAGCGGUUUCUGUAUAUAAAGAAGGCUGAAGGUAGGGAAAAACAUUUACCCAAAGGGAAUUGUAUUUUAGAAAUAUAUUAUUUUAUUCAUUAAAAAGGGGUCAAAAACAGGUAUGAGACAAAAACAGAAUAUUUGUAUAGUUUUGUUUGAAUGCCUAAGAAGUAUGGUUGUAUUGUUUGUAUAUAGUGUAAAUACCUGGGAUAAAGAUGAGCUAUGUGCAUGAAAAACAUGAACAAAGGUUAAAAAACUAAACAAAAGCAGUAGUGGCUAUGCUCUGUAAAAUUAUUAAAAGUAUUUCACUAUAAGAGUAUUUUAUUUUAUUUUGAUUGUUCUUGGGAAGAACAUUUUGCUAAAGCAUGACAUUAUUGCAAAUGCUAAAAACUUUAAAAAAAGAUAACAUAUUUAGAGUUAGGAGAAAUCUGCAAAAGUAUCUUAAGACAAGUAUGUUUAUGUUUACAUUUUUGUUUUGGGCUACCAAGAAUAUUUUGCCAAUGGUGCCAAGUAAUGUGAAUGCUAUAUUGCUUAACAAGAUAAUUAAGUUACUCUUUGCAGAACAGAUAAUCAUACAAUGAAAUACACACUAGCAUUGAAGACCACAAGGUCCCAUCCCGACUGGCAGUGGAUCACAGAUAAAGGUACACAUUGCAGAGGGAGAAAUAUUUCUACAGCAACUUUUAAGUCUCUCAUUUCUCUUCCAUUAUCACACGUCAGAACAACCCAAGCUUUUUUGCCAUCAUCACCAAAUACACAGGGAUCACUUGUCAGUAACAUGUUAAGUGCAAAAAAGCCUACUGUAUGAGAAAGAGGGGUUGUGUUGUCAGUGUCUCUUUGCAUGUUUGUAUGGAUUGUGUUCAUAUAAAGAUUGUAAAUGGACCGAGUUUAGGAAACCCUGAAAUAGACUAGAUCAAUGUAUCAAACUGCUGACACAAGACAAUACUUUUUUCUAAGUGUGGGCUGGAGGCUUAACUUGACUAAUGCUGUCAGGGUCUGGACAGACCAGAAUUAUUCCUUGUCAAAAUGUCAUGUGGCCACAGUCAACGAGGUACAUGUGUAGCGUCUCUGGACUGGUAUUCUUUGUAAAAGUAAAUUAAUAAUUUACUUCCAGGAGGAACACUUGUUUAAACAAUCUAAGGUGCUAAAAUAACAUAAUUAAACAGGGAUGGGGUUAUGGUGAAACACAUUAACCAUUAUGGAUCAGCACAGCCUAGUCAAUGAGCAAAAAUGAGUGAUAUAUAAAGCUGUAAACGUUACAAGAUGCACCAGUGUCAUUAUAGCAACUUCUGAAGAAGAAUAUGUGUCUGGCUCAUAAUGGCAUAUGUGAGGACCGUGUUUGAAAGAUUAUGAAAUUAAAUGUGAGUGGUGGGAACAGACACAUUGAUACCAGUUGAUUUGAUCUGUGAAUCCAUGAUAUAUACUAUCCAAUAGUCUGCUGGUUUUUGUAGUUUUGCUGAAAUAUAUUAUAUUCAUAUCAAAACAACCAGGUGGUGUAUUCUCCAUUCAAGUGAUGACAUUCAUUAUUCAAACAAGGUGUGAAUGCCAUUGGACAAUUAUGUUUUGUUGUUUCAAUUGCUGAAUUUCGUCUCAGACACUGUUAGCUAUUCUGAUGUUUUUAUUAUUAUGUACUGCUGUGUUUAUUUCACAGAGACUUGAUAUGUAAACCUAUUUUCAGAGUGUUUAUGUAGAAAGUGCCUAAUCAUAUCCCGAUUGAUCGCACAAAGCCAAUGUCAGGGAGAAAAACAUGGCUUUGGAGAGAAAAAGAUCACCUGAAUCCAUAAUUCUUUAGGACUACUGUAUAUCAAGUAUAAUACAAUAUAUCAAUCCAAAAGCAUCACCAAAUUCAGUCAGGUGACAGUGUUCCCUUAACCAACCCAGUAUCACCACGGAAUGCAUUCCGUCUUGUCAACAUUCUAAGCAUUUUUAUUUUCUAUUGGAACUGCCUGUUGAAAACAUGAGAAUUUGAUUCCAUAACUUUUGUGGUUUUAUUACCUUGCCUUCAUCAUUCCGGUAGUGGUAAGAAUGCUAGCUAAUGCACUGCUGUGGCAAUAUGGGAAGGUUUUAUUAUGCUUGCAUGGGUAAAAUAGUUAACUGGGUGACUGAACUGCACCCAAAGCAUGCUUAUUUUUCUAGAAUCGGUAGUCAGAUAGACUUGUAAAAGACUUACUGUUCUGUAAAGCGAAGAACGUUUGUAUGACAUGUCACAGAACUAUCAAAGAUGGAGGGCAGUUGAUUGGAGGGCAGAGGAGAACCCUAAAAAUACAAAACUAUAAUCAAUCUGCAGUAUUUACUGACCAGGUUUCCAGGGGUAGCAUGAGGGCAAGUUUUUCUAGAAGCAAAUCUUUUUUUAUUCAUUUAUUCAUUUUUAUUCAUUUGGAUCUAGAGAUAGUGUGCUCCCAACCCGACAGUUCGGACACUCUUUUGACAGUAUACUGCAAGUCUUUUACUAGGCAACAACACACAGACACACACACACACAGGCGACAGUACACUGCACUGCACACAUCCAGAUAUGUCAAGGCAUAGUCAGUCUCACUUGUACACAGUUCAGCAGAGAGAGCUCAUCAUGUGUUAUUUUCCUAGCCUACUCCUAGUCCUAGGGAACAGCUCACCUCCCUUCUGUAUUUUACUCAGGGUGCCAAAAUGGGGAGGAGGAAGUGGAGCAGGACAUUGAUUGGUGAUUCAGAGUAGAGAGAGGUCAUACUGUAUUGAAAUAGGAUAGGACGACAUAAGGCCCCUCAACAGAGCUUUCUAGAUAAAACAGGCAAAUUACUACUGAUCAUGGAUACAUUAUUGGUAUCCAUUUCCUCUCAAGUAAGUAAGCUGAACUGAGGAGAGAUGUAAUGGCAGGAUAUAAGAACUAGGGGAUACAAGUAUUUGUAGUAUAGAUCAUUAUAAUUAGGACAAGCUUAUCACAAUUAACAGUAUAGUCAAUUGUUUCUGUCUUGGCUACAGCUCUGACAGAUAUGAAUUUGUAGGCAUUAUGGGAUACUAUGGCUUAGUCUUAUGUAAAUGCUUUCCUUUCUUUUAUAGACUAUGCUUAUGAGUCUAAUAACAAUUUAACCUUUGACCUCCUCUGGCUUGAUGGUUCUCAUUAAAACAAGGACUUGCUGUGUGAAUCUAUGAUAAUGUAAUAACACCACACACAGUUUCAAAUAGUCUACAACAUUUAAUCUCAGCUAAGAUAUGGAUGAUGACAUGUUGUAACAUUUGAAUGGGGUCUUCCUGAGACUUUGGGGUAGUUGAAGAUGACCAGAUCUUAGGUUACAGAAAAAGCACUUCAGGAAUGGCCAUCUUCUGGAUGGUAUGACAGGUUAGCUAUAACAGGCACUUCAUAUGGAUUUUAUUACCUUCAUUACAUUCUGCUAAUUGGCCUGAGGGACUGGAUGGUCUUCCCUCCUCUUCCUUUGUCAAUGCACCCAAAAUACUGGAAGGUAGGCACAUCACAACCUUUUCCACUUGUGGACACAGAGCAAUAAGCAUUAUUUUGUGGAGACCUAUAGACCUAGUGAAGAAUAAAAUGAUUGGACACAUGUAGUCAACGUACUCUUAUGCAAAUGCCAGUAUUGCAAGACAAGCAUUCAGUAGUUUAUGGCACCCUUUACCGAACUGCACGUUUUCAUCAAUUCCAAACCAAGAAGAAAAAAAUGGCCCUGCUUUAAUACAAAGUCGUGGGUCCUUGACACUUUGCAUGUGAACUAGUGUUAGAGCUAUUUUCCUCUCCUCUAUAACUGUAUUUCUCUCUGUCUUUCCCUGUUAUGUGACCCUCUCUUUCUUUCCUUCCCCUAUUAUUUCAACCACUCCUUAUUUUCAUUUCUCCUAUUGUGUUUUUCUUUCUCUACUUUUUCUUCCCUCUCUUUCUUGUUUGUAAGUUUUAUUUUUGUAAUUGUGCAUGUACAAGCGUCACUGACUCGAUGGAUAUGUUUCUAAAAAAAAAGCUGCUGAAGCCAUGCAAAACUUUUUGAAAUGCCCUAAAAAUAUGGAAGAUGUUUUCUGAAUGCUUUAUAUUCUUUCUGCUGUAAAAUAAUAAAAAAAAGAAAAAAAUGAAGAAAA